Pygocentrus nattereri (red-bellied piranha) is the source of this 9073-nucleotide messenger RNA. It is a transcript of the gene elnb, whose product is annotated as elastin b. The coding region runs from base 1 to 7320 and encodes 2439 amino acids. The record is from RefSeq and is a predicted model, not a curated record. Gene Ontology annotation, molecular function: extracellular matrix structural constituent. The transcript is spliced from 64 exons. NCBI's taxonomy places the organism in Eukaryota, Metazoa, Chordata, Actinopteri, Characiformes, Serrasalmidae.
AUGGCGAGGGGGACGGCUGUGCUGCUUUUGCAUGGAUUUGUCCUGCUGGCUGUGUGUGGCCCCUCACUUCAAGGAGGAGUCUACAUACCAGCAGCAGGAGGAGGAGCUGGAGCUGGAUUAGGGGCUGGCAUUGGAGCUGGAGUUGGACUUGGUACUGGAACUGGUCUAGCAGGGGGUCUUGGAGCUGUACCUGGAACUGGAACAGGUCCAGCAGGAGGCGUAGCAGCAGGACUUGGCCCUGGAGGCAUAGGGACCGGAAUCCAUCCAGGGACUGGUCUGGGUGCUGGCCCUGGAGGUGGACUAGGAACCGGAGCAGGAGUAGUACCAGGCAGCAUUCUUGGUUACAAGCCAGGGAAGGCACGAGGUCCUGGUGCAGUAGGAGCUGGAUUUGGAAGGCCAGGUGCUGGAACUGGAGCAUUUGGCCCUGGUCUUGGACCAGGAGGAGUUGGCCCAGGUGGUUAUGGUGCAGGCCUCGGAGCAGGUCAACGAGCCACUGGAGGUGUUGGAACUGGUGGACUAGGUGUUGGGGGGUUGGGCACUGGAGGCAUUGGAGCAGGCCCUGGUGUAAAGUCUCCCAAAUCAGGAUAUGGUGGCCGUGUUGGGUUUGGACCUGGUGGUGUGGGUACUGGCAUUGGACAAGGAGGCGUUGGUCCUGGAGGCUUUGGAUCAGGGGGCAUUGGACCAGCAGGAAUUGGUCCAGGAGGCAUUGGACCAGGAGGAGUUGGUCCAGGAAGCAUUGGACCUGGUGGAAUUGGUCCUGGAGGAGUUGGUCCUGGAGGAAUCAGACCAGGAGGAAUUUUUCCCUCUGGAGCAGGAGCUGCUGUCAAGCCUCCGAAAACAGGACUAGGAUAUGGUGGUCAGGGUAUUGGCACUGGAGGACUUGGCACUGGUGCGCUAGGAGGCACUGGAUUUAGACCAGGAGGGGUUGGGCCUGGAGGUGCAGGACUUGGUGGGCUUGGUGUUACCAGUCCAGGCACUGGUACUGGUUUAGGGCCAGGAAGUCUUGGACAAGGAAUCUGGAAACCUGCAAAGACAGGAUAUGGAGGGAGGGGUGUUGGUGGAGGGCCUGGCACUCUUGGAGCAGGGGGAGUAGGUCCUGGAAGUAUUGGUCCAGGAGGAGUGGGUCCUGGUGGUCUUGGCCCUGGAGGAGUGGGUCCUGGUGGUCCUAUUUCAGGAGGAGUAGGCCCUGGUGGUCUUGGUCCAGGAGGAGUAGGUCCUGGUGGAUUUAGUCCAGGAGGAGUCAGACCAGGUGGCUUUGGAAGAGGAGUUGGUGGAAAACCUCCAAAAACAGGUUUGGGCCAGACUGGAAUUGGACCAGGCGGAAUUGGCACGGGAGUUAGACCAGGUGGACUUGUGCCAGGAGGAGCUGGUCCAGGUGGGCUUGUGCCAGGAGGAGCUGGUCCAGGUGGACUUGUUCCAGGAGGAGCUGGUCCAGGUGGGCUUGUUCCAGGAGGAGCUGGUCCAGGUGGGCUUGUUCAAGGAGGAGCUGGUCCAGGUGGACUUGUUCCAGGAGGAGUUGGUCCAGGUGGGCUUGUUCCAGGAGGAGUUGGUCCAGGUGGGCUUGUUCCAGGAGGAGCUGGUCCAGUUGGACUUGGGCCAGGAGGAGUUGGUCCAGGUGGACUUGUUCCAGGAGGAGUUGGCAUAGGCUUUGGUCCUAGUAGAGUAGGACCUGGUGGUUAUGGAGGAUAUGGCAGUGUCGGUGGCCCUGUAGGCCUGUACCCUGGUGCUGGCCAAAAACCAGCGAAAACAGGUAUUGGUGCUGGAGGUACUGGAGUUAGCUCUGGCAGAGUCGGAGUUGGCCCUGGUGGUGUUGGAAUUGCACCUGGUGGAGCAGGAGUUGGACCAAGUGGUGCAGGAAUCUUCCCUGGAGCGGGGGUCGGCCCUGGUGGAGCGGGGGUCGGCCCUGGUGGUGCGGGGGUCGGCCCUGGUGGAGCGGGAGUCGGCCCUGGUGGAGCGGGAGUCGGCCCUGGUGGAGCGAGAGUCGGCCCUGGUGGAGUGCCAGUUCUGCCACAAACUGGACCACAAGGUACUGGACGUAAAAUUGGCAAGCCUGGGAAAGCACCAGUGCCAGGAAUUGGUGUUCCUGGGUUGUACCAGGGUGGUAUUGUCCCUGGGCAAGGUUUUGGUGGCCAAGGAGUUCUACCAGGCGUAGCUACAGGAUCUCAGACUUCUCAGCUUGGUCAAGGCACACUUGGAGCUAAUGGUGGUCGCGGGAGUUUUGCAGGUCAACAGCUUCCAGGGGUGUUCCGUGGAUACCCACUCAUUUCUCCAAAGUCUGGAGGAGUUGGCUCAGCUAAAUCUCAGGCUAAAGCAGCUAAAUAUGCUGCAGGCGGGAGAGUACCUAGUCUCCAUGGUACACUUGGUGUAGGAGGUGUACCUGGUGUUGGUGCUAUACCUGGGGCAGGUGGUAUCCCUGGUGCUGUUCCUGGGGCAGGUGGUAUCCCUGGUGCUGUUCCUGGAGCAGGUGGUAUCCCUGGUGCUGUUCCUGGAGCUGUUGGUAUCCCUGGUGUUGGUACUGUACCUGGAGCAGGUGGAAUUGGAGGCAUACCUAGUGCUGGAGGUGUACCGGGAGGGAGUGGUGUCUAUCCUGGAGGAAUAGGAGCCAAAGCACGGAAGUAUGGCUUUGGAACAGGUGGACUCCCUGGCUCUGGUGUUGGAACAGGUGGUGUUCCUGGCUCUGGUGUUGGAACAGGUGGUGUUCCUGGGUCUGGACUUGGUGGAAUUCCUGGAUCUGGAGUUGGUGGGCUUGGAGCUGGUGGAGUUCCUGGGUCUGGACUUGGAGUUGGUGGAGUUCCUGGGUCUGGACUUGGAGUUGGUGGAGUUCCUGGGUCUGGACUUGGAGUUGGUGGGCUUGGCGUUGGACCUGGAGGAUAUGCUGGAGCCAAAGCCCGAAAAUAUGGCAUUGGAACAGGUGGACUCCCUGGCUCUGGUGUUGUAACAGGUGGUGUUCCUGGGUCUGGACUUGGAGUUGGUGGGCUUGGAGCUGGUGGAAUUCCUGGAUCUGGACUUGGAGUUGACGGGCUUGGAGCUGGUGGAGUUCCUGGGUCUGGGCUUGGAGUUGGUGGGCUUGGAGCUGGUGGAGUUCCUGGGUCUGGGCUUGGAGUUGGUGGGCUUGGAGCUGGUGGAGUUCCUGGGUCUGGGCUUGGAGUUGGUGGGCUUGGAGCUGGUGGAGUUCCUGGGUCUGGGCUUGGAGUUGGUGGGCUUGGAGCUGGUGGAGUUCCUGGGUCUGGGCUUGGAGUUGGUGGGCUUGGAGCUGGUGGACUUGGAGUUGGACCUGGAGGAUAUGCUGGAGCCAAAGCCCGAAAAUAUGGCAUUGGAACAGGUGGACUCCCUGGCUCUGGUGUUGUAACAGGUGGUGUUCCUGGGUCUGGACUUGGAGUUGGUGGGCUUGGAGCUGGUGGAAUUCCUGGAUCUGGACUUGGAGUUGGCGGGCUUGGAGCUGGUGGAGUUCCUGGGUCUGGGCUUGGAGUUGGUGGGCUUGGAGCUGGUGGAGUUCCUGGGUCUGGGCUUGGAGUUGGUGGGCUUGGAGCUGGUGGAGUUCCUGGGUCUGGGCUUGGAGUUGGUGGGCUUGGAGCUGGUGGAGUUCCUGGGUCUGGGCUUGGAGUUGGUGGGCUUGGAGCUGGUGGAGUUCCUGGGUCUGGGCUUGGAGUUGGUGGGCUUGGAGCUGGUGGACUUGGCGUUGGACCUGGAGGAUAUGCUGGAGCCAAAGCACGAAAAUAUGGUCUACUAGGAGGUGGCACACUUGGUGUAGGAGGUAUACCUGGAGUUAGUGCAGUACCUGGAGCAGGUGGUAUCCCUGGUGCUGUUCCUGGAGCAGGUGGUGUCCCUGGUGCUGUUCCUGGAGCAGGUGGUGUCCCUGGUGCUGUUCCUGGAGCAGGCGGUGUCCCUGGUGCUGUUCCUGGAGCAGGUGGUGUCCCUGGUGCUGUUCCUGCAGCAGGUGGUGUCCCUGGUGUUGGUACUGUACCUGGAGCAGGUGGUGUCCCUGGUGCUGUUCCUGGGGCUGGUGGUAUCCCUGGUGUUGGAACUGUACCUGGAGCAGGUGGAAUUCCUGGAAUUGGAGGCAUACCUAGUGCUGGAGGUAUACCGGGAGGGAGUGGUAUCUAUCCUGGAGGAAUAGGGGCCAAAGCACGGAAGUAUGCCUCAGGCAUUGGAACAGGUGGACUCCCUGGCUCUCAUGUUGGAACAGGUAGUGUUCCUGGGCUUGCAGCUGGUGGAGUUCCUGGGUCUGGACUUGGAUUUGGUGGACUUGGAGCAGGUGGAGUUCCUGGGUCUGGACUUGGAUUUGGUGGACUGGGAGCUGGUGGAGUUCCUGGGUCUGGACUUGGAUUUGGUGGACUGGGAGCUGGUGGAGUUCCUGGGUCUGGACUUGGAUUUGGAGGACUGGGAGCUGGUGGAGUUCCUGGGUCUGGACUUGGAGUUGGUGGACUUGGCAUUGGACCUGGAGGAUAUGCUGGAGCCAAAGCUCAAAAAUAUGCUCAGCUUGGAAGUGCUGGUGGAGCUUUAGGUGCUGGAGCAUUGCCAGGAGGAGUACCUCUUGGUGGGCUUGGGACCACUGAUGUAGCAGGCAGAGGACUUGGGGGUGCCGUAUAUCCUGGUGGAGUUGGAGGAAUUGGUGGUCUGCCUGGUGGAGGUGUAGGAACUGGUCUUGGAACUGGAGGAUUACCUGGUACUGGAAUUGGAGCAUAUGGAUCUGAAGCAAAGGCUCGUAAAUAUGGUCUACUAGGAGGUGCUGGUGGGAUACCGGGUCAAGGGGGAAUUCCGGGCAGGUUGCCUGGUUCAGGUGUUGUACCAGGUGGGACAGGAGCUGGACUUGGUGGAAUAGGAAGUCUACCAGGAACUGGAGUGGCAACAGGUGGGGCAGCUGGUGGUGUACCAGGCAGUGUGCCUGGUGGAGGCUUUGGACCCAGAGGUGUGCCUAGAGGUUAUGGACCAGGCUCAAAAGCUGCUAAAUAUGGUUUACCUGGAAGUGGGGGGAUAUUAGGAGCAGGAGGAGUGCCUGCCACUGGAACUGGAGGAGUCGUAAGCACUGGACCUGGUGGAGUUUUACCUGGAGGCUUUGCAGGUGGUCUUGGUACUGGAUCUGCUGGCCUUGGUGGAGUACCAGGCAGUGUGCCAGGUACAGGUUUUGGGGGCUAUGGAGGAUAUGGAGUUGGGGCAAAACCACCAAAGUAUGGUCAACCAGGAGGAGGCUUCGGAAGUGUGUUAGGUGGAGCAGGAUCAGUGCCUGGUGGUGUUGGAGUUGGAACCACAGGAGGAGGGACUGGAAUUACAGCUGGCACAGGCAUUGCAGGUGGACCAGGAGGUGUAGCAGUCACAGGAAGCAAGGCAGAUAAAUAUAGAGUGCCAGGCAUAACCAGAGGAACACUAGAAGGAGCAGUCAUUCCAGGCAGCACACCUGCCACGUCCACAGAUCAGGGAACCAAAACAGGAGUUGAUGGAGUUGUACCUGGUGCAACAGCUGUGUCAGUCAAUGUCACUGGAGAUGAACCAGGCAGUACUAAAGCUCCGAAUUUGGGAGAACCAGGUGGAACAAUAGAAGGAUCUGGAAGUUCCAUUGGAGGUGGCCCAAGUGACGGUGUUACUGGUGGACCCGUUGAAGGAGAUGGAUUUGGUGGGGUUGCUGGGACAGGAAUACCCAUCGUAGCUGGAGCAAAGCCAGGUGGAACAGGAGAGCCAAUACCAGAAACUGGACCAAGUGUGGGUGGAGUUGGUGAAGGUCUACCAGGAGCCAAACCCCUAAAGCCUCCAGGUGCUGGAGGUGGUGUAAUAGCUGGACGCGGGGACACUCCAAGCACUAUUGGUGGAGGACCACAUGGAACUAGAGUUGGGCCUGGUGGUGUUGGUGGAGGGCCUAGUGGAACUGGUACUGGACCAGGCGGGGUUGGAGGAGGCCCAGGCGGGGUUGGAGGAGGCCCAGGUGGGGUUGGAGGAGGCCCAGGCGGGGUUGGAGGAGGCCCAGGCGGGGUUGGAGGUGGCCCAGGCGGGGUUGGAGGUGGCCCAGGCGGGGUUGGAGGAGGACCAGGCGGGGUUGGAGGUGGCCCAGGCGGGGUUGGAGGUGGCCCAGGCGGCGUUGGAGGUGGUCCAGGCGUGGUUGGAGGAGGACCAGGUGGGGUUGGAGCUGGCCCAGGUGGAGUUGGAGCUGGAACAGUUAAACCACCCAAAGGUUAUGGUAGUCCAGGUGGAGGAGGACUCCUUGGUGUUGGAGGCAUCGGUGGCACUGGAGGCCCAGGUGGAGUUGGAGGACCUGGAUUGACAGCAGGAUCUGGCUUUUUGCCUGGAAGCAGCAGUCUCCUUCCAGGAGGUGCAGGAACAGGAACUGGAGCACAGAAACUUGCUAAAAGUUAUGGAGGAACUGGAAGUUUAAGUUCCAGAGGAUUCUUGCCAAUAAAUGGUCUAAGGUUUCCUAGUGGAGCUGCUGUGGGGAGCAAACAAGGAAAAGCUUAUGGAGCACUAGGCAGACCUGAAGGGGCUGGUGCUGGGGGGCUCGGUGGUGCUGGAGGCCCAGGCAGUACUGCAGGUGGACCUGGUGGUUAUGGAACAGGACCGGGUGGCUAUGGGACAGGCCCUGGUGGACUAGGUGGGCCUGGUGGAACUGGCGGUCUUGGAUAUGGUCCUGGAACUGGGAUACCUCCUAAAAGCUAUGGAGUAGUUGGAGCUGGUGGAGUUGGUGGAGUAGGAGGCCUAGGAGGAGUAGGAGGAGGGCCUGGAGGUGUUGGUGGUGGUGCAGGAGGAAUUGGUGGAGGUCAAGCAGGCAUUGGUGGAGGACCUGGUGGAGUUGGAGGAGGACUGGGUGGUCUUGGUGGAGGCUUGGGUUACCCAGGGGGAGCAGGACUCAGAGUAGGAGCUGGAAAGCCUGGGAAAUCAGGAUAUGGUGGUUUGGGUGGAGCCGGGGGCAUCGGAGUUGGUGCUGGAGGUGCAGGUGGGAUUGCAGGAGGAGGCCCUGGAGGUGUAGGAGGAAGACUUGGAGGAAUAGGAGGGGGACUUGGAAGCCCAGCUGGAGUUGGUGGAGGCCUCAGGUACCCAGGUGGUGCAGGUAUUGGAGCUGGGAAGCCUGGAAAAUCAGGGUAUGGCACAGGUGCCUUGGGUGGUCAAGGUUACCAGCCAGGAGGUGGACUGCCUGGCUAUGGUGGGGGUGGUCCUGGUGGUUAUCAGCAGCCAUUCCCAGGCUAUGGUGGAGCUGGACCAGGAGGAGCUGGAAGUGCACCACUUACACCUCAACAAUCCAAAGCAGCCAAAUAUGCAGCUCUCCAAGGCAUUUUAGGAGGGUACCGAGGGGGUACUGGGUGCCAAGGCAAAUACUGCGGGAGGAGGAGAAAGUGAGCGUCGGGAAGAAGAGAUGUGACCUCAUAAACCAGUGGUGCUACUGCCUGAUCUCGAAUGCACUUUUGCAUUAGUAGCAGGAAAAAUACAAAAAAAUCCAAGCAAAAUGUGUUCUGUAACUUAAGAGAGAAGAGUUCAAGUUACUUUGCACACUGUCUGAUUAGGUUCAAGGAUCCAAGGUGUGCAGUGUGCGUUUCCCCGUGCACUCAGCGGCACAGUGUAAGCUCCCCUUAUUUAAUUUACACAUCACAUCAUUACGGAUUUCACUUCAGCACACCAGAAGAGGAAGUAACCUCUUCAAUACUAUCCAGUAGUUUAAUGUUCAUCUAAGGGUGUCACUACUUCAUAUCAGAGGUGGGUUAGUAACUCAGUUACAUGUACUCAAGAAAAAUUGCAAUGGAACUUUAUUACGGUGUGUUUUUGAAAUGACACUACCUUUUCUACAAUUCAAGUAUAUCUAUAAGGAAUGUUGUUGCUGAUACUGUGCUACAUUUUUAUAGCUGUAUAACUAACAUUAUCAUAUUGCUGUUAGAAAUAUUUACUAAACAAAGGAUAAAUAACUGUUGGACUGUGAGUGGCAAGUGAAUGAGGAAAUGUGGCCUGCUGUCGUCUUGCUGUUUGGGAAGUAGUUUCACUGCAGUUCUAUAGGGAAGUCAGUGUACUCAAGACACUUAUGUCCCUGGUCCUAUUAAGCAUCAUAUAUAAUUUAAAAGACAAAAUUCUCAUUUUCCUGUAAUUAAAGUGUGAUUUCCAUUUGAGUUGGGUUUGUUUUUUUUUUUGUUUUUUUUUUGGCUAAGGUACUUUUACUUCUACUUGAGUACUGGAUUGGGCUACUUUACCCACUUCUGCUUUUUUAUCACUGUAAAAGGUCUUGGUGGCUUUCAUAAACUGUUGACACAGUUUAAGCCAUUUUGUUUCAACCACCAUCUACACAAAGCACCAGAAUUUUUACGUGUUUACCUCUGUGUGUUUGUCUUCCCACAUCUAGGUUUGACAGCCUUGUUUUCUGCUCAGUGUCACUAUCAUUUCAAUAGCUGUAUAUUCAAAUGCACUGUCUAGGGACAUGUUGCUGUUCCUGAGAGAUGAACUGUGAUAAUGAGAUGCAGUUGUCACUAAGCUAAGUGGUUCAGGCCACCUUCUCACAUACUCAUCAUCUACUGUGACUGCUUGCUUUUUCUGUUUUAACACUGCCCAACACUGUUUUUGUCAAAAGGGGCUUAUAAUGGCCUGUUCAUGAGUGUAUGUUGGCGAAUUGCUCAUCUGAACUGUUGAAUUCUAGAAAUAUUGUGUGCAUUUUGGACACGUUUAUUAACAUCUUACCAACAAGAGUAUUUUCUGCUGUAUGCAUUGUAUUUCCAAAACACUGAGGAUUACAAGUUGCCAUGAUACCUCAGGAGCUCAAACCAGUUCUCCUCUAGUUUCCCAUAUCAGUAAGACUCUUUUUCUAACCCUUACUUAGCCCUUUAACCUUUUUCCCCCACAGUAUCCAUACAUUUAACCUUAUUAAUGUGUGAGUUCCUGUUCUUUGCUGACCGACACCUCUGUGUAUAAUUUUUAGUGUGUUUUGAAGUGAAUUGCGUAUUUGUAUUUGUAUAAGUGGAGAUCUAAAUUCAAUUGUGCCCUGAAGUCAUGGAAAUGACAGUGCAGGCAGUCAGUAAUAUCCCUUUCCAGCAGAACUGCUGUGUUUACCUUCUGAUUUUCACUUUGUGCUGUUGUUGCUUUGAAUAUCGCUUCAGAUUUUGAGCUUUUUGAA